AUGGGGCGCGACAAAAUGGCGACUCUGCUGGGGACAUUAGCCAUCCCCCUCUCCUCUCAAAUUUUUCCGGCGAACGCCAGAGGUAGCGACGCCCCACCCGCUCUUCACAGCCGCUACUCCUCCUCCUUGAAUCCUGCUCGCUCUUCUCUUCCUCUUCUCAACUCCAGCGAGCUUCCACGCAGCUCCAAUCAGCAGCGACCAGUAGGAGAAGGCAGCGCUGCAACCGGAGACAACCGCCAGCAGCAGCGACCGGCAUGGACAGCAACGGCCCACCAGCAGCCCGAGCAACAAACGACCAUCUCUCUCUCCCCUCAGCGCCAACAACUCCAACGCCCAGCGAACCUCCGACUGACGAAAACUCUGCUACAGCGACUCCGCGUAUCAAGAAAAGCAGCAGCCGCCAGACGCCGCUGCUUCCUUCUUAGAUAUCUUGCAAAAAUUGGGGCUUUACAUCUCCUCAGUGAAGAUGACACGCCCAUUUCUCUGGAACAUGUAUACAACAAGGUUGCAAAAGGAAAAAAUGGAUGUUCCUUGGAAUAUUAUGAAGCAUAUAAGCACUUGAAAUCUCUUGGUUAUAUAGUUGGGCGUCAUGGGAUUCCUUGGUCACGAAGAAGGUCAAAAGCAAAUAGUAUUGUUAACCAAGACACGCUGGAGCCUGCUCAAAGUGGAGAUGAAGAAUCAAGAAACAGCAUUCUCAUCUAUGAAAUGAUUAAUAAUAUGCAGAUUGGUGGAUUGAAACUGGCCUUUGACGUUUACCCUCCUAAUAGCAGAUUCAGAAAGUCUGCUCCUGGUGAUCCCUGUUUUGUACUUUGUCUUGCUAGUGAGUAUCCGCCCUCCAAAGAAGAAAUUGAAGAUCUUGAGAGACAUUCUCAUGGUAUUCCGUUGAAAUUCUGUCUUGUUGAGCAUGGACGUUUGAGCUUUUUCACAUUCAACAAAGUUGAGCUCCCCAUCCUUCCAUGAUCCUUUCGAGCAACAGAUACAAAUUUUGGCAUGCCCUGUGAAGAGCUGUGGUACAAUUAUGAAUUUUUAGUUUGUGGAUUGGUGCUUAAUCGUUGUUUAAUCACAACACAUUAUUAAUGAAACAACAGAUAACAAGUCUCGUCUUCUUAGCCUUCAGUGCUAAAGUACGUGUUACAGUGGUGAAAUUUACUCUUUGCCAAAGCCCUAGAAACAUGUUUAUCCCUUGGCUGCUGGACUGCUGUAUCAUUUUGAGCUCCUUUGCAUCAGUCUUUUCACAAUUUUAUCAGCUUCCCAUCCACUUUGUCAAAUUCUAAAACUUAUAUUGUUUGUGAAGUUCCAAUUGAUUGGUGUUUACAUGGUGAAUCUUUUUACUAUGUGAGUUAGUUGCGUGAGACUCAUUUGAA
This is a messenger RNA of Solanum lycopersicum (tomato), 1364 nucleotides long. The record is from RefSeq and is a predicted model, not a curated record. NCBI's taxonomy places the organism in Eukaryota, Viridiplantae, Streptophyta, Magnoliopsida, Solanales, Solanaceae.